UGAAGGAAACGUGUGGGGUUCCUGUGGAAAUUCCAAGAUGGCGGACGCAGUGAGCAAAAAUUGUUUGAAGAUUCUUUGUAUACAUGGCUACAGGCAAAAUGCUAAAGUUUGUAGAGAAAAACUUGGAGCCUUUAGAAAGUCCGUGAAGAAGCUGCCAUUGGAAUUUGUGUAUAUAACAGCACCAAAUAAAAUCCCUAAAACAGUAUCUGGUGAAGUAGCAAAUCCAGAUGAAAAUGAGGAUUAUGGAUGGUGGUUUUCUACUCCAGAUGAUGAAUACGACCCUCUUGMACCAACAGAACUCAACAAAGGGUUUGAUAGCUCACUUGCACUGGUAACUAAAACAUUUAAAGAACAGGGUCCCUUUGAUGGUAUUUUUAAGUUUGAUUUUGCUAUCAUGGUGGCAUCCUUCAAAUCAAGAUCAUCAGCACACAAGAUUUAUUAUGAGAAGCCMAUAACAUGUCCUACAUUGCAUGUUUAUGGAGACACUGAUAAAGUCAUUCCUAAAGAAAAUAGUGAAGAGCUGGCUAAACUAUUUGUUGACUCUGUUGUAUUGAGCCAUUCAGGAGGGCACUUUGUUCCAGCAGCAUCAGCUCAGAAGAAAGUUUAUCUUGACUUUAUCGAAAGAUUUUUGUCCACUGCCAAAGAAUGAUAUGAUAUUUUAGAUUAAUCUUUCUUAUAAUAUUUUGCCUUAAAAUUAUCACAAAUUGAUAGGGAAAUGUG
Messenger RNA from Actinia tenebrosa (Australian red waratah sea anemone), 720 nucleotides. Its product is annotated as esterase OVCA2. Gene Ontology annotation, cellular component: nucleus; cytoplasm. Gene Ontology annotation, molecular function: hydrolase activity. Gene Ontology annotation, biological process: response to retinoic acid. The record is from RefSeq and is a predicted model, not a curated record. Lineage: Eukaryota; Metazoa; Cnidaria; Anthozoa; Actiniaria; Actiniidae.